AUGAAUUUACUUUAUUCAAUUCGCAACGAAUUGAAAUCUCCAUCGAAAGGACCGUUGGAAGAUUGGCUGAGAUUUCAUGGCCGAGGAACACUUGAACAGUUCAAGAAACUCGAAUCAUCGAGUGGCUUCGAUCGGAAAUUGGUCUUCGCUGGUGCGCAACACUCAGAAGAUGAUUUUGAAGCGUAUAUUGACCCGAGAAACGAAUUUAAGCCAUCGGACAAAUUUUCUCAAAUCAAUACGUUAGAGCAAUUAAAGAAUUUUCUAACGUACCCCUUUCUGAAAGAACGAUUAAACCGAAAUGAACUUGAAGUACAUGCACUUUGGACGGACAUUUACAAAGGCGAAGUCUACAUGUUUUCGUUUCAAGAAAAGACUUUCGUUAAAAUUGAUGAAUCCACCUAUAAAACUCUCGCAUUGCAAUGCGUCUAA
Messenger RNA from Adineta ricciae, 429 nucleotides. The record is from the annotation of a GenBank genome assembly. Lineage: Eukaryota; Metazoa; Rotifera; Eurotatoria; Adinetida; Adinetidae.